Molecule: messenger RNA, 5512 nt
Organism: Epinephelus lanceolatus (giant grouper)
Lineage: Eukaryota; Metazoa; Chordata; Actinopteri; Perciformes; Serranidae
Gene: ric8a
Product: RIC8 guanine nucleotide exchange factor A
Biological process (GO): G protein-coupled receptor signaling pathway
Cellular component (GO): plasma membrane; cytoplasm
Molecular function (GO): guanyl-nucleotide exchange factor activity; G-protein alpha-subunit binding
Source: RefSeq, a predicted model, not a curated record
CUCCCCGGCUGGAAGGGAUUCAGACAUCAUGCAGUCAUCGGUGGGUGGUGACAAACUAUAGUGUGUGUAGCCUAUACACUGAGAGUGACAAACACACAAGCACAGCCCUGUUCUGACCGUGAACUGAGGAGGAAGCUGCUGCUGCUAGCUCGAUGGCGAUGAAGAUGGAUUUAAAUGUCAUCAUAGAACAAAUGGAGACGGGAGAACAAGAUACCGCUCUGACGGCUCUACAGAGCUACAACAAGGAGAUGAACCACUGCUUUACAUUCAGCAAGGAAGAUGAGCAGGACAGAGAGGAAGGGAACUUACGAAAGCUUCUGGGGGAGUUGGUGCUCAGUUACCUAAACAGGGAGUUGCAGCCUUCCUGUCAGCUGGCCUGUCUAGAAACAGUUAGGAUCUUGUCCAGAGACAAACACUGCCUGGAUCCCUUCAUCAGCCGCUCUGCCAUGGCCACACUCGCCCGCUAUGCCGGCAUUGCCGUGUGCAGUGCUGCCACACCCACCCACAGCCAGCUGGUGGAGGGCCAAGUGGAGGGUGAGGAAGGAGAGGGGGAAGAGGCAGCAGAAGUAUCCAGUGAGGAGGUGGAGAAAGCCUCCCCUCCCUCAGAAAACUCUGACCAGGAAGUGAUUGUUGAGGCUCUCAAGUCCAUCUGUAACAUCCUGCUACACAACGAGCCAGGACAGGUGGUAGCAGCAGACCUACAGCUGAUAAAGGGUGUCUCAGAGAGGCUGAAGCAGUGUUAUGAUCCCACCUGGAACCACGAGGUGCGAUUCUUUGACUUGCGCCUCACCUUCCUGCUGACAGCCCUGAGAGUGGAUGUCCGGGUACAGCUAGCUCAGGAGCUUCAUGGCAUCAGGCUUCUAGGUAACCAGUUGGAUGCCACUCUGGGUCUGUGUUGGCCGGAUACAUUGGAGACAGCAAGGUCAGGGUUUGAGGACGCCCCCCCUGAACAGCUGCCCCCACUGAGCCGGCAGCAGACAGAACUAGCCAUGGAAAUACUGAAAAUACUCUUCAACAUCACAUUUGACACAGCCAAACGCAAGGUCGAUGAGGAAGACGCAGCAGAGUACAGACAUUUGGGAGCCAUACUGAGACACUGUCUAAUGAGCCAUGCAGACGGGGAGGAGCGGACCGAGGAGUUCCACAGCCAUACUGUUAACUUGCUAGGCAACCUCCCUUUGCCCUGUUUGGAUGUACUGUUGAUGCCCAAAGUGCAACAAGGCUCCAUUGAGUACAUGGGGGUCAACAUGGAUGCUGUCAACAUGCUGCUGGAAUACAUGGAAAAAAGACUUGACCGGGGACAUAAGCUGAAGGAGACCCUUCUCCCAUCACUGACCUUGCUGACUGAGAGUGCCCGAAUCCACAGAGAGACCAGGAAGUUCCUCAGGUCAAAGGUGCUGCCCCCACUGCGUGAUGUGAAGAACAGACCAGAGGUGGGCAAUACUCUGAGGAACAAACUAGUCCGUAUUAUGACACACAUUGACACUGACGUCAAGGACUGUGCUGCCGAAUUCCUUUUUGUUCUCUGCAAAGAAAGUGUUUCCAGGUUCAUUAAGUACACUGGAUAUGGUAAUGCUGCAGGUCUGCUGGCUGCCAGAGGACUGCUCAGGGGGGGCAGAGACUCCGGGAUCUACUCUGAAGAUGAAGACUCUGAGACAGAGGAGUACAGAGAGGCCAAGGCCCAUAUAAACCCAAUAACAGGAGUUGUAGAAGAGGAUCAGCCCAAUCCCAUGGAGGGAAUGACAGAGGAGCAGAAGGAAAUUGAAGCCAUGAAGCUGGUCAACAUGUUUGACAAACUGUCAAGGACCAAUUUGAUCCAGCCCAUGCAGCUCGGUAUGGAUGGAAAGAUGAGAGAGAUUGCUCCAGAAGAUCUGCACAAACUGGCCCACAAUCCCUUAUUCCAGCCAGAAGAGCCAGCUCAUUCAGACAGUGAAGAUGAGGCUUAGUGACCACGGAGACAUAGAGGUGGAAACAGAUUCAAUUCCUGAGACAGCCGUCAUUAUUACAGAUAUUCACGUCACACAGUCCAACCUGUUCCUGUUUACGUUUUCUGAUGGGAGGUGAAUUAUGGAAAGUUGGGAUUUGUUUAGUCAAAGUGAAAACAAAGCACAGAGUACAUGGAAGGCAACUUAAAGGACCCUUUAUGAGUUAUUCUGUUGACUUACAAAUCACCAGUGUUUUACUGCUCACCACUUUCCAAAGAGAACUGUCACUUUGUAGACGAGUUUCCUUCCACUCAGACAUUUGUCUCAGUUUAUUUCAGUACACUAUGAAAACCAACUUGCUUUGGGGUGCUGUAGAGCACUGCCAACACCAGACAGAGUAAAGGUAAAUAUUAAAACAGAUGUUUACACCUCUUUACACUAGGACAUCAAAUCUGCACAAAUAGGAACAUUUCCAGUGAGCUUGGCUGUUUAAUUGUUCAUUCAUGGAUGGUUCAUGUAGAGCUGGAGGGUUGACAUGUGACACUGGCUAUGUUUACAUGCUACACUAAUAUUCCACUAAUAUUCCGAUUUGACAAUAUUCUGUAUUUGUUGGAUUUUGUAAAUUGCAUAUUCCACACUAAGCCUUUUUCUGAAUUUUGCAUUUUCUGAUUAAGACAUGUCCAACAUGUCUAAUGUCCACUUGAGGCUGGCUCCAGAAGCCAGUCAGUCCCCAUAGACUCCCAUGCUAAAUUGCCCAACUUAACAGCAGAAAUAAAUAUAUUUACAGCCUGGUACAACAAACAGUUAGGUCUCCUUAGCUCAUAUCAACAUGCUCCUUAGCUCAUAUCAUGACAGCUGUACAGGGGGUGAAUCUUUUUUAUUACUCAUCCAUUUACAUUUUGUUUAAGCCCAACUUAUGCAUAUUUUAGAGCAGGGCCACUUGAGCUUGCUGUCUGCAAGGCGUUGCAGCCCUCUGUAAGUCAGAUCCAGAGUGAUGUCAAGGUCCCUACGGCCAUUAUUACAUACAGUCUGUGAUUUACAGUUGGAUAUGUGUGUUGUCAUGGCUACAUUUGACACAAACCAACUCUCCAACAGUUUGCAAGGUUGGUGUAGAGAAGAAAGAGAAGAAAAGCCCACAUUUCUGGUCGGAACAACUUUUAAACGUUAUGGAAGACUUGGAUAUCAACAGGUUUUUGAAAAUGUACAAAUAAUGCAAUGGCAGCCUUUUCAUAAAGGUGGCUUAAGGAAUAAAAGGGAGGCUGUGUUUGCAUGGUCCAACAAGUCCACCACCAGUAGGAAACUUAGAAAAGAAAUCCUAUUUUGAUGCAGAGAAGCAAAAUGGCACAAGCUGCUCCAGUCGUUACACUUUCCUACAUUUUGACAUGAUAAACAACAUGUUAGGGCAUGUUACUCUGAGUACAAUAGAUAAAACAGUACAACAGAUAAAAAGGGAUAUUAGUGGAAUAUUCAUUUUCAUUAGCCAUUUAAACAGUUUAGUGGGAAUAUUGUCGUUUUUGGAAUGAGGCCAGAACCCGAACAUUUUGUACAUGUAAAUGUAGUGAGUGUUCCUUUGGAUAAACUGUAGUAUCUGCAGCCAGUUUGUCUAUGCAAGUUGAUUUUCAUAUUAUAAUGAGACAACAUGAAAACUAAUGUCUGUCUGAAAGGUGGAGAAUUAGUCUAAAAACUGAAAAUGGUCAGGUAAUCAAACAGAGGUACAACACAGCACUGUUGGUUUUGUUUUUGUAAAGCUCCCAGCUGGCCACCAGCAUUCUUAGAUUACAGUAUUUGGUUAUAUUUAGGUUGACUUUGGGUGACCAAAAUUCAGUGUCAGGACAACAUUUAUUCUGUGUGUUUCUUUCUAUCAUUCUGUGUCCCCUCUCUAAAUUCGCAGGUUUUUGGGGGUCAGUGAACACAGGGCAUGCAGAACUCUACAUGAGUUCCUUUUGUCCUCAGCUGCACUUUGUGAUUCGCGGGAUAAAUAAUUGAUCUAUCAGUUCGUUCAGAGCUGAUCAGGUCAGAUUUAUGUAUGAGAGGAGCAGCUGCUGCAAGUGAAUGCAUUUGGACCCAGCAGAAUGAAUGGUUAAGUUUCAUUUUCAAUGUGCCUGCUGUUGUGCUGCUCAGUCUCUGCCCCAAGUAUGCUCUGUACUAUGACAAUGUGGUGCUGUAAAUAACCAGAUGGUUUAUAUAUUCCUACAGCACUCUUAAUCAACGGUCCAGAUCCAAAAAUAGAAAAUCUAUUUGUGGUGGCAGAUGUUUUUAUCAUGGCGGGCCGCCAUAAAUAAAUGAAUAUUCGGGAAACCGUGUUGUUAACAUCCACACAACGUGAAAUUCUAAUGUCAUCAGACAUUUAAAGUAUCAUCAACCUGAUUUUCAUUCCAACCAAAAUUUAACGUCCGUCUGACAUCAUAUUAAAGUCCGGUGCCAGACUUUAAUGGGAUCAGUAAUGAGUUACACUACACACACACACACACACACACAUACACACACAGAAUGCUGUAGCCAUUGUGUUGACAAUCCCUGGUUCCAGAACAAAUCAGCACCUCUUUGACACAAAACCUUAACCUCAUACACUUCACAUACCCAUUUUCCACCAAAUUAGCUCUGGUUGUUGAACUGGUUCCUAUAGGAUUCUUGAAGCCUCGGUGCUCUCUUGCAAACCAGCCUGCGUUUCUACCAGUUUUUUCAGAGCCAUUGUAAUCAAGAAUGUGUCAUCAACAAAGCUGUGGUGAAGAAGGGGUAACAGAGGUGGUGUGUUUGUUUGGUUACAUGCAUGUUUAAAAGGACUCACUAAUGGUGCACAUGAAAGUAUGUAAAGUAUAUCAUACAGUUGGCAUAACACAAACUACAUACACAGCUAACUGAGAUCACACAGCACCUUCUACCUGAUACCCAAACCAAUCCAAACAUAUCAACCCAGACAAUUUGGAUUUGAUUAGCUGAGGCUGCGAGGUCUCCAACUUUGAGACUUAAAGCACAGAGGUAAAUGGAAUUUGGUUUGUAAUCUGCAAAGCUUUGAACAUGACAUUUGAAAAUCUGAAUUGUCCAAAAACACCAUCCAAUUUACUGUAACUCAGGAUAAUCCACAGACCUCACUAUCAGCAGGUUGCAUUUAAAACAGUUUACGGCAGAAACGAGUUCUGUGUUCACAGCUAAAACUAUACUCUCUGUUUCUGUUUGAGGUUGAACAUUUCUACAGUGUGUUGGAGCUCUUCAUGAUGGGAUUAAGAUAUGUGUCAUUUCUGCUUUGAAUGAGAGCAGAGGAAAUUGUAUGAAAGCUAGCCAAAGAGCUGUUCUUCACUUUCUGUGACUAUGGAAACAAUUGUAUUUUUGAGAAGAAAAAAAAAAAACCUAAUGAAUUUUAGAUGCCUGUUGUUUUUCAUAAAGCCCUUCAGAGGUUUUAUUUUUAGAAGUGAAAUGUGAAACUGCAGACAGAUAAGUUAUAAUUUAAAGAUGAGAUACUCUCGUGCAAACAAAGAGUCCAGAUUCUAAAACACGAUAUAUAUAUUAAAUGUAUACUCCUUUAUAUUAUUGUAUAGCUGCCAACUCUUUUGUGGACUAUAAGAUAUAUUAAAUGUGUUUAAAUGGCA